AGUAAUGGCUGUUUACAUGGGAUAUAAUGGUACACAGUAGAGUAGUCAUGUAAGGUGACAUCAGUGUGUGAUUACAUAGACCAAUUUUUAUAUGUGGGACCGCUCGGAAUACCUGGAGAUGUGAAAAUUAUUUUCUGUGGAUCAAUGGGAUCACACAUUCUUGACAUACUUCGUCAGGGGAUAUGGGCGUCUUUGACAGGAGGAUGGUUUUACGACCCACAGCAGCAAGUGUUCUGCAACACUUUUCACAUGUACUUGUGGGCUUUUCUGCUGGCCUUCCCUCUCGUCGUCCAUUCCAUUGUGGAAGCCUCUGUCCUGGUGUGGGGAAUAUACUGUGGUGUGAUCUGUCUGCUCUUCACCUGGAUCAAAGUGGUCAACUUCAAACUUCACUACUUGUUUGAUACCGGUGAAGCUGAAGAGGAAGUGCCAGAAAAUGGAACAGAAGACCCGGAGGGUGGUGAUAAAGAUGAGGCUGAGAAAGGUGGCGGUGACUCGUCCAAGGACAACGAGUACAUCGAAAUGUCCAACCUGGCAACCUCACCAGCAGCGGGAGACCACCCACAGCCUUUGUCAACUGUGUCCUCGCAGCUUGAACUGGGGAAAGACUAUUCCAACGAGGCCUUACCAUCGCCAGUCACAGUUGUCAAGGCUAGCAAAGCAGGAAAAGCUCCUCUGGCCCAAGUUGAAGGAGAUGAAUUCACCAUGACAGAACGCGGGAAGCUUUCCUCCAAGCACGAACUGACCAGCAGUGGCAACGAGGAUGAAGAUUCCCCGGACCAAGAUGAUGACAUUCCGCACACAAUCAUAACGCAGGCCGACAUAGAACACACCCCGAGGUCCAACACCGCAGCACAGGAAGAGGAGGAUACUGCCGAGGCCGCGAAGGGAGCCGAUCCUGAUGGUUCGAAUAAUGAGGAGCUGGACGAUACUCUUCAUGCAGAGGAAGUUGUUAUCACCAUGGAUGGAGAAAGACAACGGAGUGGUAGGAAAAAUGCUGGGGAGGAGGAGGACGAAGGAGAAACCGGCUUGUCUGACGGGGAAGUGAAAGUAGAGCAAGACUGUGGAGAACACAAGAGUGGGUGUAAAGAAACGACCGCACGCGUUCGAAGACGCAAAGAUAGAGAUGGGAAGCGGGGUGACGAUGGCGGUGGUCACUGCUCCGACAAGGAAACCGGCCACAAGCAAAAAGAAGCUGACGCAGAGGCCCCGGGCUCGAAAGUCCCCAGCACCAGCGACUCGGACCAUUCCAAGCCAAAGCUGAGGAUGCGCAAGGAGAGGAGAGCGGUGAGGCGCAGCAAGAGCACGGUGGAGUGGAGUCAGAGCCCGCCCCCGCCCGCCGCCAAAGCCAAGCUGUCCUCGCAGUCGCUGAACAUGCCAGUGGCCCCAGCAAAAGUGGCGGUGCUCCAUAACUCUACCUCCAGUAACAGCGAUUGGUCCGACGUUAGUUUCGGAGAAGUGGAAGUACCCGAGCUGAGCUCUAUCCCGGACGGACAGGACGACUUGUUUGUGUCCUCCAGUUCUCAGCCGGUGCUGUCGUCGAGUGUCGGAGAGUCAUCCGGCUCCACGAUCGUGGCUGGCAACUCCCAGCUGCAGAGCACGCGGCCGGACAGCCCCCACCCCAAGCGGAACCAGAGGGUGUACAUGUCCGGCAGUAGAACCUCAUCCUCUCCCUCCCCGCAGCACCAGGAUCAGGUGAUGGCUGGCCCUCCGUACCUGCUGGACUUGUGGCCGCGGAGACUACAUGACGGGGACUCGGACUCUCUCACCUCAGGCGGUGCAGACACGGCCUCGCACACGACAGACACGAGCAGUUCUGUCAACAUGGAGCUCACCCUGGAGCAGAAAAUUGCCAAGGACAUUGACCUCACCACUCCCAGCAGUCCAUCAGCAGAAGAUCUGGCCUUGAUGAGAAGUCAGGGAGCCAUCCCGAAAAAGUUACGCUCCCGCUCCAUGAGGCAGAACAACAGCUUAAAAGAAUCCACUAGUCCUGGCUCGACCGACCUGUCCGAUCCGGAGGAGAUCCGGCGGAGAUUGAUUGAGAUCCUCUCUGAUCCCGACGAGCAUUCGGAAGAGCUGAAACAACUACAGCAGUUUGUGAAAAUGAAAAAAAACCAGGCUAAUGCUCUUGAUGCUUCCAAAGAGAAGUCGGGGGACUCUGGAGCCACCAAAGGAGAUGGAUCGAAACAGGACGAGUCUCAAAAACACCUACAGAAGCCUGGGUCUGGCAACACCGAGGAAGAACGGAAGACGUCGACCACACCCACAGAGUUCAGUGCUCUGUUGCCGGCCAACCCACAACUGAACAGGCCCACCAACAGGAGGGCGAGACGUCGUAGGGGUCGGCGUCCUCUCCCCCAGAGGAAAGGGUCUCCGCCGAUAGCUGCCCUGAGCAUGAUGGUUGGGGAGGAGGGCCACCUGGCCACCUCGCACGAUGACACCACUGACGGGGCUGUGCACUGGUUCCAGGACGAACAGGGGAACUGGAUGUCCUACACAUUUGGGGAAAACAGCUCCGGAGUUGCACUGAACCUGACGGAUUUGAACAUGAAUUCCAGUGGUGGAGGGGGCGAGCACAGAAGACAUCACGAGCCUGACAAAUGGUCUCUGUCGUCGAUCGCCUCCAACUCGACGGUGAUCGUGGAAGAGUCGCCGCCGUCGCAAGCUGACAGCCCGUCGGGCCGCGUCCUGCCCAACCUGGACGACAUGAGUGCGGUGGUGGACAGCCUGCACCUGCCGUACGCCCACUCGUACGCCCAGUCGCUGCUGCGGAGAAACCACACGUCCAACUCGUCAAUGGACAGCGACACCACCCACGCCAACGCCCGCUCGGACAGGGGCGCACCCAAGCCCAAGCAUUUCUACAAGUUUUGGCUGUGGCCCCUGUCGCGGUUCAUCAAGAUACGAUUUGAUCGCCUAGCACUUUUAGCAGCAUUAGAUAGGAACAUAUCUGUGAUAGAAAAUGUGAUAUCAGUGGUGAUGGCCGUUGGUGUUGGUGCUCUGGGAGCUCUCAUGAUUUGCUCCAAUUUCUACCACGACUUGUAUCUACUUCUUUUCUGUUUCAUCAUGGCUGGGUGCCAGUACAGUCUGCUGAAGAGUGUUCAGCCUGAUGCUGCUUCACCAAUGCAUGGCUACAACCGUUUGAUAGUGUUCAGCCGUCCCUUCUACUUUUGUCUGUGUUGCUCAAUCGUUCUCCUCCUCCACUAUGGCAGCAGUGCAGUGAACAACAAGCCCAUUUACCUCUACGACAUUCCCUUCACACUCUCAUCCACUCUCACAUUCCUCAGGCACUUCUUCAAAACAUUUAUUUUAUUUUUCCCUGUACUCUUUACUCUGGGCCUGCUGCCUCAAGUAAAUACUUUCCUCAUGUACACCCUGGAGCAAGUAGAUAUGCAUGUAUUUGGUGGGAAUGCAACUACCAGUCUCAUGACAGCUUUCUAUUGUGUGUGUCGCAGUAUUCUUGCCGUGUUGGUCUUGUAUGGAUUUGCAUAUGCCUCUCUCAAGGAAAUUGGUGGCCCUGAGUACAAAUGUGGGGAUGAGAUCAGUGACGCGGCUCAGAAUGUGCCUUUCUCAAUUCUGUGUGGGUGUAUCGUGUCCAUGGCCUAUCAUCUCAGUCGCUCGUCCAGCGACCCGGGUGUGCUGUGGAUGCUGUUGAAAGGUCUUGUGUUUGGGGAGACGCAAGACAAAGAGAAGGAGGGACAGAGCGGCAAGGAGACUCAGGAACUUGUGGAUCCUCUGCCGGAAAAGCUGAAAACUUGCUUAAAACAACGGCUUCAGUCGGACGCCAUCGUGUGUGUGGCAGUGACGGUGCUGGUGUUUGCUGUGCACGUCAGCACAGCCUUCACAAGUCCUGCCCUGCAGCCGGUGUUGAGUGACAUCCUGUACCUCCUGGCCGGCAGUGUGGGUUUCAUCAUCCACUACAUCAUCCCACAGACCAGGAAGGAGAUGCCCUGGCUGUGCUGCUCCCACCCCAUCAUCCGCAGCAAGGAGUGGAUGCUUUUCGAAGCUAAAGAGGCUCCGGUGGUGAUGUGGAUCGAGUACCUGUACGUGGGCCUGAGGUUUGUGGAGCGGAACAUCAUCUACCCCGUGCUGUGUCUGUGCGCCACCACCACCUCCACACCGGACAUUAUCUGUAAAUUUGGCAACAUCGGAGGCCCAUUGAUCAUCCUUGUAUGCAGCUUGAAGAUGUUGAGGUUCGCUUUCUCCGACACGCCUCGCCAGUACCUCAUCAUCACCUUCACCUAUUUUUUCUUCAAGUACGACUUCCGCUGGUCUUCGGAAAGCUUCCUCAUUGAUUACUUCUUUGCGUCCAUCAUGUUUUGCAAGUUUUGUGACUUCAUGUUGAAGCUCAAGUUCAUCAUCACGUACAUCGCCCCGUGGCAGAUCACAUGGGGCUCUGCGUUCCACGCCUUCGCACAGCCAUUCAGUGUUCCUCAUAGUGCCAUGCUGUUUCUCCAAGCCAGUGUCUCCGCCAUAUUUUCCACUCCACUUAAUCCUUUUUUGGGCAGUGCAAUAUUUUUCACAUCCUAUGUCAGACCGGUGAAGUUUUGGGAGCGUGAUUACAACACAAAGAGAGUUGAUCACACAAACACCAGACUAGCCUCUCAGCUGGAGCGAAACCCAGGAGCUGACGACAACAACCUGAACUCUAUCUUCUACGAGCACCUGACGCGCUCGCUGCAGCACAGCCUGUGUGGCGACCUGAGCCUUGGCCGCUGGGGCAACUUCACGCAGGGCGACUGCUUCAUCAUGGCCUCCGACUACCUCAACGCCCUGGUGCACAUCAUCGAGGUCGGCAACGGCCUGGUCACCUUCCAGCUCCGGGGGCUCGAGUUCAGGGGAACUUACUGCCAGCAGCGAGAAGUUGAGGCCAUCACCGAGGGUGUUGAGGAGAAUGAGAGGUUCUGCUGCUUUGAGCCGGGCCACCUUCCCCACUUCCUGUCUCUGAAUGCAGCGUUCAACCAGCGGUGGCUGGCGUGGGAGGUAGUGGUGUCCAAGUACAUCCUGGAGGGCUACAGUAUCUCCGACAACAGCGCAGCCACCAUGUUACAGGUCUUCUCCCUGCGAAAAGUCCUCAUCACUUACUACAUCAAGAGCAUUAUCUACUACACGGUGCGCUCCCCGCGUCUGGAGGACUGGCUGGAGGACGCCACGGUGCAGCAGGCCCUCGACUCCAUGAAGGAGGACGGCCACGUUGACCUUGACCCCACCUUCAACGUCCACAUCGAUGAGGACUUUGACCUCCGCCUGCAGGGGAUCUCCCGCAACAGCUUCUGUCAGGUGUACCUGGUGUGGAUACAGCACUGUGCAAACCGCAGGGAUAAGUGUGGACUACUUCCUGUGCGGCCUCCAUGCUCUGUUCAAGGGCGACUUCCGCAUCCAGUCGCAGCGCGACGAGUGGGUGUUUGCCGACAUGGACAUGAUGCGGCGUGUGGUGGCCCCGGCCGUAAGGAUGUCGCUCAAGCUGCACCAGCAUCAUUUUACAGCUCCGGAUGAGUACUGCGACUGCCAGGUUCUGUACGACGCCAUCACGGACAAUGAGAGAACCAUGGUGAUAUCCCACGAGGCCGACCCCGCCUGGCGGAACGCUGUCAUAUCUAACGUGCCGUCUCUGUUGGCCCUUCGGCAUGUUUUUGACGAGGGAGCUGAUGAGUACAAAAUUAUCAUGCUGAACAAACGCUACUUAAACUUCAGGGUGGUCAAGGUGAACCGAGAAUGCGUGCGAGGACUGUGGGCGGGGCAGCAGCAGGAGCUGAUAUUUCUGCGCAAUCGCAACCCGGAGAGAGGCAGCAUUCAGAACGCCAAGCAGGCGCUGCGCAACAUGAUCAACUCUUCGUGCGACCAGCCCAUUGGCUACCCCAUCUACGUGUCCCCACUAACCACCUCGUACAGCACCACCCACGACCAGCUGACCGGCGUCCCGGUCCUCGGGGGAGAGUUCCGCUUCAGUGCCUUGCGCUCUUUCUUCACGUCCAUUUGGAACAGGCUGCGACAACGCUGCGACGCUACGUGUGCCGGGGGGAGCGCGCCGUUUGAGCCGGACCGUGGGGCGUAUACCGUGAGCCAUCAGAUGGCAGCAGCGACCAUCGGCUCCACUCCCCGGCAGAAUCUGCCGCCCUCGCUGGGCAUCGAUAUUCCGAUGCAGCCUCUGGGCAACCGUGGCAGCCUCAUCUCCACCGCCUCCUCGGCCAGCAAAGUGACCACUCUGGCCUCGCUGGCAAACCUCACCAGUCUGAUCAACGAGUCCACACUCAAGGACAACCUGCCCCACAGAGUUCGGAUCAUGGACCCCAGCCUGAUCUACGACUGCAUCAACCUGGGCCGGCGCGUGGACGUCCAGUGGCCCAACGAGGACUGGAAGACGGCCGGAGGGAAGAACGGGUGGAAGGAGUGGACGCCCAAGAAGGGGAUGGAGGGCACGGUGGUCCACCGCUGGACCCCUGGCCACACGGACCCCGUGAAGAGAUCUCACGUGGACAGGAACAUUCUGUUAGUGCAGCUGAAGGACCACUACGUUCCCAUCGCCGAGUCGGGCGUCCUUGACCUUGGUGCUGAGGUGUGAUGUGUCGUGUAAUGUGUGGUGUGUUUAAUGUGUGAUGUGUAGUCUAAUGUAUGAGGUGUCAUGCGUGAUGUGUCUUGCGUGGUGUGUUGUGUGGAGAGAGAAGUGUGUUGUGUGCUGCCUGUAUGUGGUUUAGUGUCCGAGCUUUUUUUGACACUUGUGUCGGAGCAUUUUUUGACACGGCUGUGUCGAUGUUCCAUGCAAUGGAAAAACAUAUCAUGCCCUGUGGGUAGUGUGAAAGUGAAGUGAAGCUAUACAUAUUCGUUAUGUCUAUAUAAUGUAAAUUUUUAUAUCAUAAUUUGUUUGAUGCUACUUAAUUAUUUUGUGGAUAUUAUUGACCUUAUGUUCAGUUGAAGCUCAGUUGGUUUUGUGUGGGUUUUUUUCUUCUUUUAUUGUCUUCAGUUGUGAGAAAACAGUGCAGGGUACGAUGAUAUUUGGAUGAGUGCUUUUACAUUUAGGUGGCGUAUACUUGUUUGUGUUCCUAAUUUAUGCCUCAUUGAACGGCCUUCUAUAUUAUACAUGAUACGUUUUGCUCUCCCUCUCCUGAAAAAUGAGGGGGCAGUGAGUCUACGUGCUGUGAACCUGGCAUCCAAUGAAUUCGUCGAGUCUGGUCCUUAGUUUGCGCUGAUUGCCAAGGUGUUGCUGAAAAGUGGAAACAAAAAGGAAAAGAGAAAAAUCCACUUUUGUUGGUCGUGUGGGAAAAUUCUGGUACAUGCCAUAUGCAAUGUAUACUUAAAUAUAUAUGUAGAAGUUCAAUCAUCAGCUUGCAAUACUUGCUGUAGACAAUUAAACGGCAGAGUGGGUUU
Messenger RNA from Aplysia californica (California sea hare), 7362 nucleotides. RefSeq names its product pecanex-like protein 1. Lineage: Eukaryota; Metazoa; Mollusca; Gastropoda; Aplysiida; Aplysiidae. The record is from RefSeq and is a predicted model, not a curated record. Gene Ontology annotation, cellular component: membrane.